AUGGAGGAACAGGGGACUUCCUGCUCCAGCUUGAGGGACCGGGCUGCGGUCUCCCGGGAGCUGCUCCUGGCUGCACUGGAGGAACUGAGCCAGGAACAGCUGAAGCGGUUCCGACACAAACUGCGGGACGCGCCGGAGGGCAGCCGCAGCAUCCCGUGGGGAAAGCUGGAGAAGGCAGAUGUGCUGGAUCUGGUCCAGCAGCUGGUGGAGUUCUACGGCGCCGAGCCCGCGCUGGACGUGGCCCAAAAGGCCCUGAAGAGGUCGGAUGUACGCGAUGUGGCGGCUCAACUCAAGGCACAACGGCUGCAAAGUCUUGGCCCUGGCUACUCCGUGGAACUCUCUGUGUCCGAGUACAAGAAGAAAUACCGUGAGCACGUGUUGCAUCUGCACGCCAAGGUGAAGGAGAGGAACGCCCGCUCCGUGAAGAUCACCAAGCGCUUCACCAAGCUGCUCAUCGCGCCCGAGAGCCCCGAAGCGGAAGAUGAGGAGCUGGGGCCUGCGGAGGAGCCGGAGCCCCGGCGCGCCAGGCGCUCCAACACGGACACCUUCAACCGACUGUUUAGCCGGGAUGAGGAGGGCCAUCGACCUCUAACGGUGGUGUUGCAGGGUCCGGCAGGCAUCGGCAAGACGAUGGCGGCCAAGAAGAUCCUGUACGACUGGGCAGCGGGCAAGCUGUACCACGGCCAAGUGGACUUCGCCUUCUUCCUGUCGUGCCAUGAGCUACUGGAGCAGCCGUCCGUCCGCAGCCUGGCCGACCUGAUCCUGGACCAGUGCCCUGACCGCCGCGCGCCACUGCGCCAGAUGCUGGCGUGUCCCGAGCGACUGCUCUUCAUUCUGGAUGGCGCAGAUGAACUGCCGGCGGCGCAGGGGUCCACCGAGGCAGUGCCCUGCACGGACCCCUUCGAGGCGACUGCAGGCGCGAAGAUCCUAGGUGCUCUGCUGAGCAAGGCGCUGCUGCCGGCCGCCCGCCUGCUGGUGACGACGCGCGCAGCCGUGCCUGGGAGGCUGCAGGGCCAUCUGCGUUCUCCGCAGUGUGCUGAGGUGCGCGGCUUCUCGAACAAGGACAAGAAGAAGUAUUUCUACAAGUUCUUCCCCGACGAGCGCCGGGCCGAGCGCGCCUACCACUUUGUGAAGGAGAACGAGACGCUGUUCACCCUGUGCUUCGUGCCCUUUGUGUGCUGGAUCGUGUGCUCCGUGCUGCGCGGACAGCUCGAGCGAGGCCAGGACCUGGCGCGCACCUCCAAGACCACCACGUCGGUGUACCUGCUCUUCAUCGUUAGCCUGUUGGGCUCCACACCCCCCGCCCACGGAACCUCAGUGCAGGACGAACUGCGCAAGUUGUGUCGCCUGGCCCGCGAAGGGAUCCUGGGUCGCCGCUCACAGUUCUCAGAGAGGGACCUGGAGCGCCAGGAGCUGCGCGGUUCCAGGAUGCAGUCGCUGUUUCUCAACAAGAAGGAGAUACUGGGUGUGCUGGAGGCUGAAGUCGCCUACCAGUUCAUCGACCUGAGCUUUCAGGAGUUCUUCGCAGCGCUGUCCUACCUGCUGGAGGAAGACACGGGGUCCGAGACCCGGGCCGGCGGCGUCGGGGCGCUCCUGCGUGGGGAUUCCCAGUUGCGUGGCCAUCUCACGCUCACCACGCGUUUCCUCUUUGGACUGCUUAGCGCCGAGCAUAUGGAAGACAUUGCCCGCCACUUCGGCUGCGUGGUCUCGAAGCGUGUGAAGGAAGAUGUCCUACGGUGGGUGCAGGGGCAGAGCCGCUCCGCACUAGAGGGGAGUCAGGAACCCGAGGGGCUCGAGGCUCCAGAAGAGCCAGAGGAGGAGGACGAGGAGGAAGAGAAAGAGGAGGAAGAGCCCAACUAUCCGCUGGAGCUACUGUACUGCUUGUACGAGACGCAGGACGACGCGUUCGUGGCUCAGGCCCUGCGCGGUCUGCCGGAGCUGAAGCUGGAGCGAGUGCGCUUCAGCCGCACCGACAUCGCGAUCCUGAGCUACUGCGUGCAGCGCUGCCCAGAAGGUCAGACCCUGCGGCUGCUGGGCUGCGGACUGAGCUUGGUGCGCGAGAAAAAGAAGAGCUUGGUGAGGCGGCUACAGCGCAGCCUGGGCGGCGGGAAUUCUCUAGAGUCCCGGAGACAAGUAUCAGCCUCCCCUCUUCGUCCACUCUGUGAAGCCAUGAUGGACCAGCACUGUGGUCUCAGCAGCUUGACGCUGUCCCGCUGCAAGCUGCCAGACUCGGUCUGCCGGGACCUGGCUGAGGCGCUGAAGCAGGCCCCGGCCCUGACCGAGCUGAGCCUCCAGCUCAACAAUAUCAGCCCCAUGGGACUGAAGAUGUUGUGUGAGGGGCUUGCCUGGUCCAGGUGCCGAGUACAGACGUUCAGGGUGCAGCAACCCGGCCUCCAGGAAGUGCUCCAGUACCUGCUCAAUCUGCUCCAACUCAGCCCAGUGCUGACCACCCUGGACCUCAGUGGCUGCCAGCUGCCAGAUGCCAUCAUGACCCACCUGUGCAAGAUCCUGCAGCAUCCCAGAUGCAGCCUGCAAGCACUCAGUCUGGCCUCCGUGGAGCUGACGGAACAUUCACUGCAGGAGCUGCGUGCUGUGAAGAUGGUGAAGCCAGAUCUGGUCAUCACACACCCUGGGUUGGAGGAUGUCCCAGAGCCUCCCGAGGGGGUCAGCUGUCGCCCCUCUGAGGAGGGACUAGACACUGUCUGGCCUGGUGGCGGGAAGGGCAGCAGCUCGUCCCCACGUCUGGAUCCACUACCCUACCCGCCCCUACUAGAGGUAGGCCUGCCCAUUCCUUCUGCCGGGGCCGCCUCCCAGGGGCGGGGAGCUCGGGCCCUUCCUGGUGACGUGUGUGGGCGGGACCUUCCCCUCCUGGCUCUGGCGGGGCAGAGGCGACCCCCGGGACAGCCCAGCGACCCCAGACUCCCUUCCCGGGAUCCGGAGCAGGAAGUCAGCUGUGGUUCCUACCGCCCCAGGAUCCUCGUGGUCACGCCCCAACCCAGCCUCUCACCUAUCCACCAUGAAGACGUCUGUCCCCUGAGCCGAGCUCCCCUCAUUCAACCCGUCCGCUUUCUCACCAGCAGGCCCAACGUUCCUAACUGCAAGACUGAGCCCUGGGGCGCAGCUUGA
Chrysochloris asiatica (Cape golden mole) is the source of this 3126-nucleotide messenger RNA. RefSeq names its product NLR family, pyrin domain containing 6 (gene NLRP6). Gene Ontology annotation, cellular component: cytoplasm; canonical inflammasome complex. The coding region runs from base 1 to 3126 and encodes 1041 amino acids. Gene Ontology annotation, biological process: acute inflammatory response; regulation of inflammatory response; response to bacterium. The transcript is spliced from 10 exons. Gene Ontology annotation, molecular function: peptide binding; protein binding; vasopressin receptor activity. Lineage: Eukaryota; Metazoa; Chordata; Mammalia; Afrosoricida; Chrysochloridae. The record is from RefSeq and is a predicted model, not a curated record.